This is a messenger RNA of Papilio xuthus (Asian swallowtail), 772 nucleotides long. RefSeq names its product cancer-related nucleoside-triphosphatase homolog. NCBI's taxonomy places the organism in Eukaryota, Metazoa, Arthropoda, Insecta, Lepidoptera, Papilionidae. The record is from RefSeq and is a predicted model, not a curated record. Gene Ontology annotation, molecular function: ribonucleoside triphosphate phosphatase activity. The transcript has 4 exons. Bases 95 to 664 code for a protein of 189 amino acids.
AAUAGUUUAUUUCGCAAAAUAACUUGUUUGAUAUUUUUCUUAGUAUUAAGUUAUUUAUAAUAAAUAGUAAGCUGAAAGUUACAAUAAUUGCAUAAUGGCUCACAGUAAUAUAAAAUUCUUCAUUCUGACCGGAGACCCUGGUGUUGGUAAAACAACAUUAACAAAGAAAAUUUUGGCUAUACUUUCCGAUAAGGGUAUUAAAGUAGCCGGUUUUUAUACGGAGGAAGUUAAAAAUAAUCGGGUGAGGGAGGGCUUCGACAUAAUAUCUUUAGAAGGGAAGAGAGGCAGAUUAGCUAGAGACCAGAGUCUUUUAAAUGAACCAACGAAGUUUAAGGUUGGCAAGUAUGGUGUUCUUGUGGAAGAAUUUGAACAAAUCGCUCUGCCAUGUCUCGCAAAGAUGCCAGACAACCAGACAUGCUUGAUAUUAGAUGAAAUAGGGAAAAUGGAAUUCUUUAGUACCUCCUUUAAAUUAAAAAUAAAAGAAAUCUUUAGUCCCACAUCAAACAAUGUAGUCUUGGCAACUAUACCUAUAAGGAAAAGUGAUGCAAUCAUUGAGUCUAUAAGAAAUAAUAGUAAAUCAAAAAUAUGGGUGGUUACCAGAGAAAACAGGAAUACAAUACAUGAUGAUAUUUUAAAUGAAAUGCAAAAAGUCUUUAAUUACUAAAUAAUAUUUUAUUCAAAACAAAACUCUUAUGCAAUCUUUUAAUUCAACAACAGUUUUAGUUAUAAUCUAACAAUAUUGCUUAAACACAAAGUAUGAUAAGAUUAUAGC